Messenger RNA from Synchiropus splendidus (mandarinfish), 3794 nucleotides. RefSeq names its product zinc finger TRAF-type containing 1 (gene zftraf1). Gene Ontology annotation, cellular component: nucleus. Gene Ontology annotation, molecular function: zinc ion binding. The coding region runs from base 732 to 1844 and encodes 370 amino acids. The transcript is spliced from 7 exons. NCBI's taxonomy places the organism in Eukaryota, Metazoa, Chordata, Actinopteri, Syngnathiformes, Callionymidae. The record is from RefSeq and is a predicted model, not a curated record.
AACCGUUCUCUUUGCGUUUGAAACACGAGAACGAUGACAAAACGGAUAACACAGCAAGAAACACGGUUAAAGCCUGACACGGAAUGUGCGUCUGGUUGAAAACGUGUCAUCUUGUUUACAAGCACUGCAGGAAUUUUUCGAAACAGACCGUGGAUCUGUUCGAAUGCGAGAAACUGGCCAACCUCUGACGCAGCCUGAACCCUGUCGCGCAUGCGCACUGGGGGAUUCUUUAAAUACCCCCCAAGUCAUCUGCCACAACAAAACAUUCCGCUGUCAGCCAAGUCUGUGCCUCACUGAUACUGGCUAACAGAGUUGGAAGAACCGCUGCCAUUAUAUUGACGCGUUAUCGCGCUACUUCUAUUCUCAGAAACGGACGCCCAUCUGACCGAAAAGACCGAUUUUGACCCGGAGUCGUUGACUGUGCAGGUUAAACUCGGGGAGACGGACAGGGAGAAAAACAAAGAUGGCUGUGUAGCCAGAGUGACGAGACCAAAUAGAAGCUUCUUCUUAUGAGCGUCCUUAGCUCGCCGAGGGGCCCCGUGGACAGACAGUAGGUAUCGUAACGACAGCAGUAGAGGAGGAGCAGGACCGGACAGCACCGUCCCCGUCGCUGUCAUCACCAAUAUCGGCGUCAAGAACACAACAACAGCUGAGACGACAGAGUUGUUUUGUUCUGCCUGGGCAGAGGGAGCCUGCGUAGCUAGUCUCCUAGCACCACUGCAGUUUGAACCAUGGCUUCACUGGACGAGAGGGAGGUGGGCAUGGCCCCGGCACCUGGCUCCUCCUCGGCCGCCGUGGGAGUCGGUGAUCCUGUGGCUGGGGUCGCAGCCAUGCAGGAUGAGGUCAACAUACGGCGAGAAGGGCCCGAGAGUGACCUGGAGGAACCACCCAAGAAGAGGGCAAAAGUCACAGAGGAAGAGUCAGGAAAGCUGGAGGAGAGACUGUACUCGGUUCUGUGCUGCACCGUGUGCCGAGACUUGCCCAAGGCGUCAGUGUAUCAGUGCACCAACGGACACCUAAUGUGUGCGGGCUGUUUUAUCCAUCUCUUGGCUGAUGCACGCCUCAAAGAAGAGCAGGCCACGUGCCCCAACUGCAGGUGUGAGAUCAGCAAGAACCUGUGCUGCAGGAACCUGGCAGUUGAGAAUGCCGUCAGUGAGCUACCGACGGAAUGCACCUUCUGUCUAAAACAGUUCCCUCGCUCUAGCUUAGAAAGACACCAGAAGGAAGAGUGCCAAGACAGGGUGACCCAGUGCAAGUACAAGCGGAUCGGCUGCCCCUGGCAAGGUCCCUACCAUGAACUGCCAGCACACGAGGGCGAGUGCUCCCACCCCACCAAAACUGGGACAGAGCUGAUGGGAAUACUGGGGGAGAUGGACCAGAACCACCGCAGAGACAUGCAGCUCUACAACAGCAUUUUUAGCUUGCUGUGCUACGAGAAGAUAGGAUUUACAGAGGUGCAGUUCAGGCCGUACCGCACGGACGACUUCAUCACUCGCCUCUACUAUGAAACUUCACGCUUUACUGUGCUCAAUCAGACGUGGGUGCUGAAGGCCCGCGUCAAUGACUCUGAGAGAAAUCCAAACCUGUCCUGCAAGCGCACGCUGUCGUUUCAGCUCAUCCUCAAAAGCAAGGUGAACUCGGCCCUGGAGUGCUCCUUCCUGCUGCUGAAGGGGCCCUACGACGACGUCCGCAUCAAACCCGUCAUCAACCAUCACUCCUUCAGCAACGACACCAAUGAGACGGAGUACGUCCCUCUGCCCAUCUCUGAUUCAGUGGAAUGCAACAAACUGCUGGCUGCCAAAAACAUCAACCUACGCCUGUUCAUCUUCCAAGUCCAGAAGUGAGACAGGACGGCGGUUAGGAGACAGACAAGGGUGUGAAGAGGACGAUGAAAGAAGGACACCACUGAACCACUGAUACCUCUUAACGGCGACACCCUUGCGCACGCAAACACACAGCACCGUCGCCCAGCGAGACGCCCGCUGGCCUGCGGCGUGCUGUUGUGUGUGCAUGUGUUGGUGCGCAGGGCGUGGCUGUCUGCGUUUGGUAGGAACCGUGGCGACAUUGUGUGACACCCCGCAGCCAAGGUAGCACACACCACACGUGCGUCUGUUGCAUGCAUGUGUGUGUAUGAAAGUGUGACACGGUGAAGCCCCCCCGGAACCAAACUGUUCUCAGAAUAUCCCGAAGCAUCAUAAUGUGAAAAUAGUGUCUGAGCUUUUGUGGACAUGUGAGGACCUUUGGGAUGUGUGUGUGUGUGUGUGUGUGACUGUUCCUCUCCUCCAUCACUUCCAUUUCUUUUUCGUUCUAAAGGUAAUUUAUAGAGUUAGAUUUUGAAGGUCACAAUACUUUCCAUCGGAAAUUGUCUUUUACAUUUGAGUCGCACAGUUAUUUAACAUUUAGACUCAGGAUUUGGCAGUGUAAUCUAAAUCUAAUCUGCUGUCAAAUAAAUAAUUAAUAAACAUAAAUGUUAAGUGAAACAGAUCAAAUUGUUAUUUAAAUCUACUAAUGUUAUUUUCAAUUGAUUUUUGGAGCAGACAUACACGGCAAAUAUGAUGAUCUCGAUUGUUCAGUGAUUAUUCACUCCAAUAUUUAAUCUUUGUUUUACACCUAUAUAUUAUUUUAGUUUUUAGGUUGAUCCCAAACCAUAUAGAGGCCCUGGAUUGAGCUUUUAAUUUGUGUCUCCUUUAAUCCCUCAAAGUGUUGCUUCCAGCUGUCAAGGUUCUAAAAGUCUGUCGUGAGAAAAACUGAUUUUAUCAUCCGAAUCUUUUACCUCUGCGAUCGGCAGCUUAUUUAAACAGCAGCCUACAACACUGAUAUGUUACGACUCCAUUUUCAGCCAUAUUUAUACUCUUUUACUCGUGUUGUUUUUAAUUAAUCUUUAAUAUUUACGUAAAAACGGACCAUUUUAAAAUAAUUUAGAUUCGUUUUCCUGUUUCUUUUUGGGGUCUCCAUCUUAUUCUCUGACUUUUGGGUGAGAUAGUGUCCAGAUUUCCUGUAGAUGGUGGGGUGACAUGAACCAGGAGGAGGAUCAAAGGUUGUCGCCUCCGUGUCUUGCCCCUGUUAUGAGCACAAGUGGCCAAAAGGAGGGUCGUCUCCUCUGGUUUUUCACUUCAUCAGACUGUAGAGAUGCAGAUCAGAACCCGUAUUUGAGGUGGUGUCUCCCAACAAGAAGCUCAAAAGUUCUCCCAGAUGAAUGUGCUCGUGGGCCGACUAGAUCGACGCUGUCAGCAGUGGGAGAUUCAGAUUUACAGACUUGCUAAGCUGCAAUGACUCGGAGGGAGAUGUUAAAUCUCCACUCUGAUGUGGGAACAUUCCUUAGUCAUAUGGAGUAAUGUGAGAAGUCUCAUUGAAUUUAAAGAUAUUAAAAUUCCAAUAGUGCAUGACGAUAAAAAUCAAUUCUAAACUGCGGCAGAGAUGUGUCACAUGCUAUUGAAGUGAAGUUUGGACUGGGAUCCUCACCCAUCAACUGUGUGUGCGAGUGUGUGCGGGUGUGUGUCAGAGGGGUAACUUUGACAACAGUGUUAGUGUUAGACUUACUUGAAGAAGACAAUGUCUCUCUGGUAGUUUGAACUGUGAAGCAGAUAGACCUGUCUCUCUCUGUCUCCCUCCUCCUGACCUCUACUGUAUUUCUGUGUCGACGCCGACGGACUUGACUCAUCUCACUAUGGCUGUACAUGUGCCUUUUAUUAAACAUCAUUGAAAGUGAGUGGCUGCUUGUCUGUCUGUGACCAAAAAUAGAGGCGCUCAGGCCUUUCGCUCCGUAUGAAUUAUUCAACCGGUGUCGCAGCUAC